AAUGAUUCCAAUGAUCCACUGCAAGCACCUUCAACUUCUUCAUCUGGGUAAGUUGAACUUUAUAAAAAUAAAUAGUGAUAAAUUUUGUUUCACAUAAACAGAUUUUAAAUAGUGUGUUUUAUUAUAAUAACUCCAGUUUGUUUUUUUCUAUUUACAAGAUUAUUUUUAAUUAAUGGAUUUGGAAGCUAAAGACAGGGACAGGUAUCUUUCUAUUCUUGUACUUAUAUGAUAAAAUUACUUAACCAUAUAAUUAAACAACAUAUGAACUAGUAUAUUGAGUUAUUGCUGUUUUUUGACAACAUGAUAGACAAAAAUUUCAAUAAUGUAUCCCAAUGUGUAUUUAGGGAUAAUGCUGUGCCACCGCCAAAGAGAGCAAAUCUCACUGAUAAAAUAGCCCCACAAGAUGCCGCUCAAAAUAUUUUGGCUUCCAUAUCGAAGAAAAAACAAGGUGUUCCCAACCAAACUUCAACCAAUCAACACUCAACAGCACAAAAUUCAAUAGGUCAGCCAACCAAUGUAAAAAUGUCUUAUAGAAAUUGUUAUAGUGCAGCAGAUCCAAACAGUAAAUGUCAGAUCAAUCUUUCCACCAUCUUUACUGCUGUUAUUUUCCUAAGUUUUGCAAAACCUCUCCCAUGUGAACACUUGGUAUCAAACAGACUCAGCUCAGAAGACAUAUUUCCAUAACUAUGAAUAGCUACUACAUUAACAUUAUUAUUAGUGCUUAACACUACAACAAGUUAUAUAAUAUCUUUGAAUUUUUGUUUUAGUUUUAAUCUAUUUCAUGUAUCCUCUAUCCCCAGCCACCCAAACUGACAUUUUGACAACUUUCCAUCGUAAUGUUCAUGAACUGAUGAUUAUAAUGACAGAAACUGAUCCUGGCAAUGUUGAAAAUAUAGAGGCAGUUGUUGCUAAAGUACUUGAAGGGCAUAGACAUUCAGCUGCCUAGCAUGUAUGUUUUAACCCCUGAUUUUCACUGAUAAGAAAUAUAAAUUCAUGUCAGCCUAUCAGCUUAAAAUAAUAUUAAAUGUAAUCAUUUUACUUAUAUAAAUUAUUAUUAAUUACUUGUCAUAAACAUUCCAAAAUUCUAAGACAAAGACACACAAAAAAGCAUGCGCCAAAAGUAACUGUUCUGAAAAGAAAAGACGCGCCAAAAGUAACUGUACUGAAAAUAAAAGGCAAACGUUAUUUCUUUGUUGUCAUCUGUAAAUUUAUUUCUCCUAAAAGAAACCAACAUAUAAACUAUAAGCUUGCUGAUUUACCAUAAUAUGCCUACCGUAAUGUAAAUGUGCUUAGUAUGCACCCCCUCAAACCCCCCCCCCCCCUGCUGUAGACCGUGUUCAUAAUUCAUAAUGUUCACUUAAAAUUUGAAACAUAUGGCUGCUACAGAUUCAGCAGAAGGAAACAAUUUUCUUGCAUAAUUCAGGCACUUAUGCACCCCCUCAAACACCCCCCCCCCCUGCUGUAGACCGUGUUCAUAAUUCAUAAUGUUCACUUAAAAUUUGAAACAUAUGGCUGCUACAGAUUCAGCAGAAGGAAACAAUUUUCUUGCAUAAUUCAGGCACAGUUCUUAGUGAAUCUUUAGUCGAAGACACUCCUUUAACACAAGUAGGCAUCAGUUGGCUAGGUACUUAAGGUACAGGGGAGUGAGGCAGGUGUGAGAAGUCAGUACUAUGAGAAAUAAUUUAUCCAGGAAAGUUUUUCUGCAGCAUCCCAUAUCCUGUUGAUACUACUGUCUAGUGUCUAUUCAUGUAAUGAUUCCUUGCACAACUGAACCUUCUCAAAUCCUGAAGAAAUUGUUCGAUCACCAUGCCAUGUAGUGUGACAGUAUGAGCAUUGCCUUCAUCUUCCUCAAUGAAAUAUGUGCAUAAUAUACCAUGUGCUGAUAUGGCACACCUUAUCGUCACACGUUCCCUGUAUAGCGGUUUCUGGACAGUAAAACCAAGGAAGGGACUUAACUGAUAAUUGAUGUAGCUGCACAAGUAAAUGUGAAUUUUACCCGAGAAGCACACAUUCCUAAACAAAUAUGAAUCAUUGUACACUUUGGCCAAAAAUGCUCCACAAUACAUCAAUACAUCAUCCUUGCUUGCAUAUCUGGCUCUGUCAAGCAUUGUCCAACCUUUAUCCAAAAAUGCACCUAUGUCCUUAGACAAAUGGUGAAUGGAUGUAUCGCUGAUGUUCAGUUUCAAAUAUGUUCCUCAUAGAUAUCAUAGGGGGAUUGUAGAACAUCCUGCAGAACACUUGUGAUUCUCAUUUGUCGAAACAGUCACUGACCAGACUUACCUUUACGUUGAGACAGUGCACUUCCAGAAUGGCAAAAUUUCUUCACAAUAUACUACACGGCAUAAGCGUGUUACUUGAUACAGUACCAUCUUUUAAAAUCUCUCUCAGAAUUAUUCUGCAACAUUUUUCAAAAUUGGACCCCCUUCCCAUUUAGUUCCUUAUGAGGGAAAAUAGUGCUCAACUAUGAAUUUUUAACCCCUUGAGCGAGACACAUUUUCAAAAACCCUCCCAACACAACUUGACACACCAGGGAGCAUGUGGUGGCUAGACCUGUGCACCUUGACAAACACAUGCACCCAUUCAAGAUGCUACAGUUUUUCUACUAUUACUUCUGGCGCACUGCAUUAAUGCAUUUUAGAAGUAGGUUGUAAGUAAAGGGAUUCAUCCAUCUUUUUAAAAAAUGUACCGGUAACAAAAAAAACUUUAUUUUUUUGCAUUCUUUUUUCAAGUUGUCCCAUACCGGGUACCUUGUUUUAAAUAUUUCCUAGAUAAAAAUUAACAUGAAUUAUUUACCCUGAAAUGGAUGUCAGUACUUUCUUUAAAUUUGUUAACAUUUAUAACAUGCACACUAAAGGAAAGAUGAUCUAAGCUAUUACCCUUAAAAAAUGACAGCUGUUUUCAUAAAUUUCAGAUGUGAGAUGAUCAAAACUCUCUAUUCUCUAGGAACUGAAAGAGUUAACCAAUAAAAAAAACGAUUUGUAAGCAUUGGCGCCCUAGUACAUAAAUGUCGGUAUUUGGUCAGCAUUAGUACUCUAUGAUAUAAAUGUCAGUAUUUUUGAGUUAAUACAAUCACAAGCACGAGCACUCAAAUCUCGAUGGAAAUCAUAAAUUAGCAUACAGUGUUUUUUCAAGGCCCAUUCGGCCAUCCCAGAGCACCCAGAUGCUUAUUUCCUAAUCCAGAUAUUUUCUGCUAGUGUCAUAAUAUAUUCACAUACCGAUUAUAUUGUGCAAGAAUUUGAUAUAAAAGAAAUAAAAUCAUUUUAAGAUAUGUAUAAUGGAUGUCAUUUUAACAAAAAAGUACUAUCUAUAGAG
This is a messenger RNA of Lymnaea stagnalis (great pond snail), 3312 nucleotides long. NCBI's taxonomy places the organism in Eukaryota, Metazoa, Mollusca, Gastropoda, Lymnaeidae. The record is from the annotation of a GenBank genome assembly.